This is a messenger RNA of Pocillopora meandrina, 8023 nucleotides long. The record is from the annotation of a GenBank genome assembly. Lineage: Eukaryota; Metazoa; Cnidaria; Anthozoa; Scleractinia; Pocilloporidae.
CUUCUGGUUUCAAAAUGGCUGGGCUUUGCAAGACUCUUACCUCGGUUCUCUUCGAAUACGACACGUCUAAAGUGGUUCACAUUCAAAGUAAGACAAUUGGAAUCAUCAACAGACUUAUUCAACUCAGUAUAAUAUGUUACGUCAUCAUGUAAGUGGCUGGUGAGAUUUUUCUACAAUUAUACCUCGAGGUACCAAUACACACUUGAAGUAAAGACAUGUAGAAGUUUAAUCGUUUUUCUACCCCUGUAAUUUUGCACCUAUUUGUUCUUGUACUCAGCUGUUCUCUUAUCAAGAUUAACAGUGCUUAGUAUUGGUCUGGGGUAUAAUUAACUGUACACGAUUAUUCAUUUUCAUAAAUGGUUAUUUUAUUGAACCUUUCGCGUAAAUUUUGGUUCGCAUGUUAGCUAGAGGAAAACUGGAAACUAAUGGAUGAAACUGAUUGCAAGAAAAACUACAACUGUUGCUCUGUCUAAGUCCGUACUGAUCGACGGACUUUACAUGUAGCUUCAUUUUUUAAUCAAAAUGGAAUCUGUUUAACAAACAGUGUUUAAGUGGCUUAAACACAAAGCUAUUGGAGCUGAUUUCUACUGUGUCUUCUGAUCUGCAGAGCAGACAUUUUUCUUACAGCCUCUCAGCUGUUUACGGUGCUGAUCUUUCGUUUUCAUCAAACGAAUUCAUUAGCUUAGUGACCUGCCAAAUGUUGUUGUCCCGCUCUGUCUUGUUUGUUACGCGUGAUCCUUCGAAGCUCUUCGUUGUUUCGAAAUAUGGUAAAAUACUUCUCUAGUAAAUCGAAGUGCCCGUGUAUGCUCAAAUCGUGGUGAUAUAAAUGUUGUGGUUCAAUUUUAUCCUUGGUUCAAAUUUUCUUUUCCUUUGUUUCAAACUCAUUAUCAUACAUUACAAUACCCAAAAAAAAAAGAAAAGAAAAUUUGAACCAAGGAUAAAAUUGAACCACAACAUACAUACACCCACAUACACAUUCAAACUCAUUAUCAUACAUUACAAUACCCAAAAAAAAAAAAAAAAAAAAUUUGAACCAAGGAUAAAAUUGAACCACAACAUACAUACACCCACAUACACAUUCAAACUCAUUAUCAUACAUUACAAUACCCAAAAAAAAAAGAAUAUAAAAUUUGAACCAAGGAUAAAAUUGAGCCACAACAUAAACAAGUGCUAAUAAAUUGCACAGCACACGGUUACAUUUUGCUCUGCAGUUUCUUUUUAACCCUUUGAUUCCUGGGUGCAACAGCCAAUCAAUAUGAGGCCCACUAUGAGCCAAAAAGACCUCUAAUCAAAGCUACAACAAAAUUCUCGAAUGUGAUUGGGUAUAACCAACUCAGUUUGAGGACUGGUAGGACAGUAAAUGCAUCAUGCUUGUAACUGGACAGUGUAAUAGGACAGUUAACACAUCAUGCUUUUAUAAGUAGACACAUCAUGAGGUAGUGUAUUUCACCGAGUUAACUGUUAUUGACCGAGCAUUGACCUUACAAUGUCAAUGCUAGUGAUGAGAACAAAGAAAAAUAGCAAUUGGGGGAUUUUUAGUUGAUCCAUUGUCAAAUUCUCCAAACUAACAUCAUGAGAAUUGCAUGGCAGAAAAUAAGGAGAAUUACUGAUGAGAUCUUGAGAGUGAAAGGGUUAAAACUGUUUUGGUAUAUUAUGUCUUGAAACCAUUUACUUUCAAUGUUUCAGCUAUGUUAUAAUCUAUGAGAAAGGAUACCAAGACACACAGAAACCUUACAGUUCUGUUACUACAAAAGUUAAAGGAGUAUCGUCAACAAACUUGACACCUGAGUUGAAUGAUAGUUUUCCAUUAUACAAUGGAAUUCAUGUGUGGGAUUCAGCAGAUUACAUUGUUCCACCCGAGGUACAAUUUAAUUUGGAUUUUCUUUGUUAUUUUUGUCUUUCGUGGUUUUCUAUUCCUGUUUUAUUUCUCUGAAAUAAUGUUUGUUAUAUAUAACAUCUUUUGUCAGCUCUUGACUCAGAGUUUUUCCCUGAAAUCUCCCAAGAAGUAGCUGUCUAAUUAAACUUCUCAAUACAUUUAUAUCAGCACUACGAUAAACAUACUUUAUUUGGUGAUUUGACAAAGCUUCACUCAGCCAGCCCAGAAAAUGUUGUUUGAAAUUUUAUAAAACUACAGACAUUGGGUGGUUGGGAUACAUGAUAUCUUUGGAGAAUAAGAACCACUCUAGCCCUAAAGCUAGGGCACUGGACUCUGGGCAGUAAGGACUUAGUUUUAGACUUGCCCAGGUCUUCGUGUUGGGUUGUGGGAAAGACACUUAACUCUAAAAGUGCCUCUCUCCACCCAGAAAUAUAAAAGUGUACUGUUGAACUGUGAGGGGAAUCAGACAAAAUGCUGAUGCAUAACUGGUAAUCAACCAGUAUCCCAUCAUGAGGGGAGGGGGGGAACAGUGAUACUCCUGGCCACUUAAUGCUAUAGAAAUCAGGAUGUACUCUGGUUGGAUGGGCCAGUUGGCUCCAGUACAGACUGAACUUUUUUGUUUUAUAUCCUUGAAGCUAGAGGAUAGAAGGCCCAAUUUCUCUUGCCCAACUUUGUAUUAUUUUUGAAUGAUAUAAAGUAAUUGCAGUGUCUUUUGGAAUUCAUUAGUUUGCUAUUCUGUCAUUCUGGCAAGAAGGAAGUACCAGCACAAUGUAAAGCCUGCAGUGAAAACAUGUACUGUACAUGAAAAUGGUCUUCUACUACUCGAUUUUUAUAACCCUAAUCAUUUUAAAUUUGAUCUAUGUGGUUGAAAUUUAUUCUCUCCUUAAAACUUUUCUGUUUGAUUUUUGGCAUCUUUUCACAUCCAUCAUGACAAUCUGAAACAAAAAAAAAUUAAAAGGCAGACUAGUUCGGCAAAUUUUAAACCAAGAACACUUUAAAACCACAACACAAUAAUGUAAAAUUUUCAGUGAGAGACACUGAUCUUAUUUUACAGGAAAACGGUGCUUUCUUUGUGAUGACAAACAUGAUCAUCACUCCAGAUCAGUCACAGGGUGCUUGCCCAGAAGAUCCUGACCUUACAGAUGUGAAAUGUUAUAAUGACAGUGACUGUGAAGCUAUGGAACCCACCCACUAUGGACAUGGUGAGUUUUUUCUAUGCUAUCUCAGAUAGCUGUGUUCUCUGUUAUUUUCCAUGUAUGUUUUUUUUCUAAAUAUGAACACUACAGAAAAUUACAGUAAUUAACUUACUGUCAGAAGAAUGGGCAUGUCCACACAGUGAUUAUUCAAUAAGGUUUUUAUUCUAUUUGUUACUAUUUUAGGAAUUUUUAAAGCUAAGGAUAAAUGUCACACUACCUUCAAAGUUAACAUGCUGACACUGAAUGCAUUCAGAAUCACAAACAAUCUUUCAUUUUCCAUUGUUCACUUGUCAGGAAUAAAGACUGGGCGAUGUGUAAAAGCAGACAGAGGUGAUAAACCUCAUUUGAAAGUGUGUGAGAUCUAUGCCUGGUGUCCUGUGGAAAUAGAUGAAUUACCUAUGCAACACUUCAACCUCAGGUUAGCUACUGUGGCAGUUAUAUGAUUGACACAUUUUUGUAUAACAGUUAAACACAGUGAACUAUCUUCUUCAACCUCAGGCAAAUGACUAUGGCAGUCAUAUCAUUGACACAUUUUUAAAUAUCAAUCAAGUACAGUGAACUCUUUCUGAAUGGAACUAAGAGUCUAAACUUGAAGAUGUCUAUCAUAAGAAAACUUACGCAGUAAGAAAAUGACUUAAGGAUGCAGAUGGCUCAGAUCAUCUCCAAGACAGUUUCAUUGGGGUAACUUCAAUUUGGUGUUGAAAGCAAUUCGUGAGUGAGGUGGUUUUUGCUCAGCUCUUUGACCCCCAAGAGUGAGUAGCAUCUAGUUUCUCCCUAGGUAAAAUAUCACCACUGAAUCACACAUUAAUGUCAAGAGGAUAAAGGAAAGGAUUAACAACUAAUUGGAUAAAGGGCUUAUUCUGUAUGGGAGCCAGAGGGCUAAAGUUUAGCCCCCAGAACCCUGAAACAAAAGAUCUGAGUUGGGGGCAUUGAAAUACUUCAGCUUUUAAGCAAUUUUUGUCUUUUCUGUUUACUGAUUGUAAUUCUGCAUGUUUUUCUCAUUAUAGCCCAGGAGUUCCACUUUUGGAAACCGAGAACUUCACGGUUUUGAUAAAAAAUAGUGUUCAGUUUCCAAAGUUUAAGCAGUCAGGGUAAGUGCAGUUGGCUAUAGGCAAGAUUGUCUCAUAAGCAGCUCAACCAUGUGCCCCAUUUUAUUUUUAUUCAUGCCAUAUGUCCCUAUAAACACCUCUGAAUGGAUGAAUCCAGUAGCAGGUGUAUAUUCUGGUCUUGUUCUUUUUCACUUAACAGACGAAACAUUCCAUCUGAUCGUGAUCCAUCAUAUCUGAAGAAGUGCACCUAUGACCCUGAUAAAGAUCCCCACUGCCCCAUCAUCAAACUAGGAACCAUUGUCAAAGAGGCUGGAGAAGACUACAAGACUCUAGCUUAUAAGGUAAAUUUUUUCAGGAUUGUCAUCAUCAUCAUUGCUUUUCAUACUGAUAGGCUAAAUAAGUUGCUCUAACCCCCUUUCCCAGGCCUUCCUGUCUUUUACUGCUUUUUAUCCAUGUCACCCUACAUAUCUCCUCUCUGCAUAUAUAUAUCCUCUAUAUUGAGUUUGUUUUCAGUCUCCCUACUGCAAGACAAAAAAAUCUCCACAAUAGAUAUUAAUUUUAGACACUGUUGCCAGAUUUUAGACACAAUUGUCUGAAUUUAGACACAAGUGUUCAGUUUUAGACUCCUUUGUCUAAUUUUAGGUACAAUUGUCUGGUAUUGAACACUAAUAUCAGAUUUUGGAUGUCAGUGUCAGAUUUUGGACACUAACAUGUAGUAUCUAAUGUUAAACCAAAGUGGCAGAUUUUAAACAGUACUGUCACAUUUUAGACACUAUUGUUGAAUUUUAGACACUAGUGUCCAAUUUUAGACACAAGCAUCUGAUGUUAGACACCAGUGUCCGAAUUUAGGCAUAAGUGUUUGAUUUAAGACUCUAGUUUCUGAUUUCAGAAUCUGGUGUCAAAUUUUAGACUCCAGUUUCCAACUUCAGACGUUGUUGUCCAAUUUCGGAUGCAAGUGUCCAAUUUUAGACACAAGUGUUCAAUUUUAGACUUUGGUGUCUAAUUUUAGAUACUGAUGUUUGAUUUUAGACACUUGUGUCUGAUUUUAGACACAAGUGUCCAAUGUUAGACACAAGUGUCCGAUUUUAGACACUAGUGUCUGAUUUUAGGUACUAGUGCUUGAUUUUAGACAAUAGUGUCUAAUUUUAUUAUGGUGUCCAAUUUUAGACACUCGUGUCCAUGUUUUGACACAAAUUAGGGCAGUUAAAAUUUUACUGACAUGUUCAACUCUGUCUCUGUCUUCAGGGAGGUGUUAUGGGCAUUAUUAUCAACUGGGACUGUGACUUUGAUCCUUUAACUUAUUCUUGUGAGCCAAAAUAUUCCUUUAGAAGGUAAAGAAGACACUGUUUUAGAUAAUGUUUUAUAAUGUUUUUUAACAGAUAAUGUUUCUCUGAUAGUCAGGGGUUUUGCAUAUGCCCAUGCAGUUUUGUUUGAAUUCUUGCAAUUUUGAACAUGAACCUGCGACAUUGUGUGGUGUUUGGAGUGGCAGUUCAUCAUCCAGGCAGUUUUCCCAACCCCUUCCCUCCCUCUUUCCAUUGUUUAUUCAGGAUUACCAAUGAUCCAAUGGGAGCCAUCUAGGAAUUCUCCAAACAAACAUUUGAUGAGAAAAAUUCAGUUUCAUUUUAUCACCAUGAAUGUGACAGUAAGGAGUUCUUCAAAACCUGGUAGUUAAUCUAUACAAUAUCAUGCAGACAAGUAAUGAGAAUAAAGAAAAAUAUCAAUCAUGAUUGGAUCCAAUCUCUCUAACAUGAUGAGAAUUAUUUGGCAGACAGUUUUUUAAAGGUUAAACAUCAUUAUUCCAUCAUUUUCAUUUUAUCUUUUCCUAGACUAGAUGAUGUAGAGGCACCAAUUGCACCAGGAUAUAACUUCAGGUAAUUGUCAAUAAGAUGUUUUUAGUCCACUGUCUCUCCUGAGAUUAUGAGUUGUAAUAAUUUGUAGUGAACAGCAGGUUCAUCUGGCAAAAACAUUUAGAACAGGGUUACCUUCUAAUCCCUUAUUGAAAUUUGGUAGGCAUGGCAACUUCUCUUUUAUCAUUACUGUCACAUUUCCUUGAGAGGGGGUCACAAACAAUUGAGGCUCUCUUGGACCCCCUAUCCCUUACGUAAACUCCCUCAUUGUUAAAUUUUUAGUAAAAAAGACAAGAGCUAUUGGACACUUCUUAUAGAAUGAACAAUGUGCUGUAGAUUUAGUGGUAUCAGGUGAAAGAUUGUCUCCUAAAUGACACAUUGAUUAUUCUUUUCAAACCAGGUUUGCCAGAUAUUAUGAAAAAGAUGGAAAACUACACAGAACACUGUUCAAAGCUUAUGGUAUCCGCUAUGUAGUAUUGGUCUAUGGUCAGGUAAGUUACCACAUGUAUGCGAUAGAUAUACCAACCCCUUUUUGUUUUGCAUCUGGCAACAAUAUACUGAUUUCCCUAGACUUAAAAGUAACUGCAUGCUUUAGUUGUGACUUCUGAUUAUUCAAUGAUUGUGAAAUAAUUGCAUUUGUAAUAACUAGUGCUUUUUCUUGUGCCUGAUUUGAGUAAAUACUAAGAAAAUCAAAAUAACUUUUGUUUCUUCUAGGGUGGUCGGUUCAGUGUUGUCCCUUUGUUUCUGAAUUUGGGUUCUGGUCUUGCCCUUCUGGGAAUUGUAAGUUAACAAGCUUGAGUAAUUCUGCAGUUUUUAGAAGCUGAAAUGCUUUUCUUUUUUUUUUUUUUCCAUUUCCAUUGACUUAAAAUAGCGACACAGUGUCAAGGAAGGAGUAGUUAUGAAUGAGAUCUGUAUGAUAGACACAGAUCUCUUCAUGGAAUCUCUGUGGAUUUUCUUUGUAGUAAUUCAUAUGAUUUAUAUGCAACUGGGUUUUCUUACACUCCAUAACUGACCUAAUUAUGGAGGUUGAUUGAUGAGGACAGUUCAUUAUGUGUAUUAUUCGGAGAAUGAAUCUCACAUGAAUUGUUUGCCAAUAUCUUGUUAUGGCUUAUGGCGACUGUAUCCUGUGAUAACCCAUUUUACCUAUUAGAAUUGCUGUUGCUUUCUUACAGGCGACAGUGUUGUGUGAUAUUGUUGUUCUCUACUUUAUGAAACGAAAGACAUACUACAGGUCGAAAAAAUACCAAGUUGUGAAUGAUCCAGAUGAUGAUGAUGAGGUAAAUAAGAAAAUCUCUCUUAUCAACCUACCUUAUGCGCCUACUCUGUGUUUAGAAGUGUUGCCAAUACAAGUAUGCGCCGCUAAGUAUCAGUAAGUUCGUAUACUUAAAUUGCCUAGAGUGGUUUUCUAUCAGAUUGCUUCAGUUUAACUAAUCAUAGUAUAGCACAACCCAUCAUAGCAAGGUUUACGUUGUUGACACUGUGUUUAGCUUUGUAAGAUUGUUUUGCUUUCUAUCAAAGAUUGUGGAUUAUGGUUAAUGUAUUUCACCUGGUCUUCUUUGCAGAGAGGACAUUUGCUUUAUACUGACGAAAAGAAAUAGCGAGAGGAGGGUGUGUUAGGAUAUUCUAAUUAUAGACUUCAUUUCAUAUUUUACACGAGGCAGCUUUAGCCUAUCUCUAGAUCCAACUUCAGUCAAAAAGCCUCGUUCAAUGAAAUGGAUCAAUCUAGUUCUCCUAUCUUGGAGGGGGGGGGGGUCCAAACUUUGAAAUUUAGACUUUUUAUAGCGACUCUAUUAGUAUCAAAAAGAAACUUAAGAGAAUGUGAAUGGUAUUAUCACAUGUAUCAUCAUGAAGGCCCUUAGUUGUCCUAGAGUAUUUAUUAAACAAGAAGUAAAAUUUCUUCCCUCCAUUGAAGGCUCAUCAAAUUUGGCGAGAGGUAUUUGAAAUUUAAGUUUGUCCGAAGCAUGUUUUUUUCAAGAAAAAAAAAAACAAAGAAAUCAAAGGGAAGGAAGUAAACUAAUUAUAGUAUAGAUUUUGUAAUGAUUAAAUCAAUACAGA